Messenger RNA from Oenanthe melanoleuca, 8829 nucleotides. RefSeq names its product potassium calcium-activated channel subfamily M alpha 1 (gene KCNMA1). Lineage: Eukaryota; Metazoa; Chordata; Aves; Passeriformes; Muscicapidae. Gene Ontology annotation, cellular component: postsynaptic membrane. The record is from RefSeq and is a predicted model, not a curated record. Gene Ontology annotation, molecular function: large conductance calcium-activated potassium channel activity. Gene Ontology annotation, biological process: transmembrane transport; potassium ion transport. Bases 385 to 4251 code for a protein of 1288 amino acids. The transcript is spliced from 31 exons.
CGGGAGAAGGAAGGGGUGGGAAUCUGAGGAGAAGACUAUAUUUUUAUUAUUAUUUUUAAUUUUUUAAAAUAUUAUUUUCGCCGUACAAAGAGGACGCUCGGAAUUCACCGGCCUGUCGGCUCCCGAGAGGGACCCGGGAAUUGUGCGGUCGCUUUUCUUCACCUGCUCUUUUUUUUUUUUUUUUUUUUUUCUUUUUUUUUUCGGUUGAUCGGUUUGUUUUUUUGUUUGUUUUGACUGGGGGCUUUUAAAUUUUUCUUACUCUCCUUCUCCCUCCCCGCUGAGCAGCGGCGGCAGCAGCAAUAUGGCUGGUGAUGGGUUUUUUGGGGGGCGCUGGCGGCGGGAGGAGCUCUCGGAAGCCCCUGCGCGCCCGGCUCGCUGUUAGCUAUGGCAAAUGGCAGCGGCGGCGGCUCCUACCCGGGCGGCAGCGGCAGCGGCAUUAGAAUGAGUAACAAUAUCAACGCCAACAAUCUCAACACAGACUCGUCCUCCUCCCCCGUCAAUGUGCCCAAGAUGGAUGCGCUCAUCAUCCCGGUGACCAUGGAGGUGCCCUGCGAUAGCCGCGGACAGCGCAUGUGGUGGGCUUUCCUCGCCUCAUCCAUGGUUACUUUCUUUGGGGGACUGUUUAUCAUCCUGCUGUGGAGGACCCUCAAAUACCUGUGGACUGUCUGCUGCCACUGCGGGGUCAAAAACAAGGAGGCCCAGAAGAUCAAUGGUGGUGGAGAUACACAGGCAGAUGGAGCCUGCAAACCAACAGAUGAAAAAGAGGAGAAUGUGGCAGCAGAAGUGGGAUGGAUGACGUCUGUGAAGGAUUGGGCAGGAGUCAUGAUAUCUGCCCAGACAUUAACUGGCAGAGUACUUGUUGUCUUAGUCUUCGCUCUUAGUAUUGGUGCUCUUGUAAUAUACUUCAUAGAUUCAUCAAACCCAAUAGAAUCCUGCCAGAAUUUCUACAAAGAUUUCACAUUACAGAUCGACAUGGCUUUCAAUGUGUUCUUCCUACUCUACUUCGGCUUGCGUUUUAUAGCAGCCAAUGACAAGCUAUGGUUUUGGCUAGAAGUUAACUCAGUGGUAGAUUUCUUCACGGUCCCUCCAGUGUUUGUGUCAGUAUAUUUAAACAGAAGUUGGCUUGGUUUAAGAUUUUUAAGAGCCCUUAGACUGAUACAGUUCUCAGAAAUCUUGCAAUUUCUGAAUAUACUUAAAACAAGUAAUUCCAUCAAGCUAGUGAAUCUGUGCUCUAUAUUUAUCAGCACGUGGCUGACAGCAGCUGGGUUCAUACAUUUGGUGGAGAACUCAGGGGAUCCAUGGGAAAAUUUUCAAAAUAAUCAACCGCUGACAUAUUGGGAAUGUGUUUAUUUGCUGAUGGUUACAAUGUCCACCGUUGGCUAUGGAGAUGUUUAUGCAAAAACAACCCUUGGUCGCCUUUUCAUGGUCUUCUUCAUCCUUGGGGGAUUGGCCAUGUUUGCCAGCUACGUCCCUGAAAUCAUAGAGUUAAUAGGAAACCGCAAGAAAUAUGGUGGUUCCUAUAGUGCGGUUAGUGGAAGAAAGCACAUAGUUGUCUGUGGUCACAUAACACUUGAAAGUGUGUCGAACUUCCUGAAGGACUUCCUGCACAAGGAUAGGGAUGAUGUCAAUGUAGAAAUCGUCUUUCUGCAUAAUAUCUCCCCUAACCUUGAGCUGGAAGCUCUUUUUAAACGACACUUCACUCAGGUGGAAUUUUAUCAGGGUUCAGUCCUUAAUCCCCAUGACCUGGCGAGAGUGAAGAUAGAGUCAGCAGAUGCGUGCCUAAUCCUUGCCAAUAAAUACUGCGCUGACCCAGAUGCUGAAGAUGCCUCCAAUAUUAUGAGAGUUAUUUCCAUAAAGAAUUAUCAUCCGAAGAUAAGAAUUAUCACUCAGAUGUUGCAGUACCACAAUAAGGCCCAUCUACUAAAUAUCCCAAGCUGGAACUGGAAGGAAGGGGAUGAUGCAAUCUGUCUUGCUGAGCUGAAGCUGGGUUUCAUAGCCCAGAGCUGCCUGGCACCAGGCCUUUCAACAAUGUUAGCCAACCUCUUCUCUAUGAGGUCAUUCAUUAAGAUUGAGGAGGAUACGUGGCAGAAAUACUACCUGGAAGGAGUUGCAAAUGAAAUGUACACAGAAUAUCUGUCUAGUGCCUUUGUGGGUUUGUCCUUCCCUGCAGUUUGUGAACUGGUGUUUGCGAAACUGAAGCUCCUAAUGAUAGCCAUAGAGUACAAGUCGGAAAAGCGCGAGAGCAGUAUAUUAAUCAAUCCUGGAAACCACGUCAAGAUUCAAGAAGGUACCUUAGGAUUCUUCAUUGCAAGUGAUGCCAAAGAAGUAAAAAGGGCAUAUUUUUACUGCAAGGCCUGUCAUGAUGACAUCACAGAUCCCAAAAGGAUAAAAAAAUGUGGCUGCAAACGGCUAGCCACAAGGAGAGCAAAGCACAUGGAAAGCAUGCCUGAUGUGGAAGGAAUGUAUUCAUUGCCUAACAUAUUGGAAAAAAAUUGUUCAAGAACAGUUUAUCCAUGUGAGAAUGUGACCUUUGAACUUCUGCCAAAGCCAAUGAGUCUGCUGAUUGAAGAUGAGCAGCCGUCGACACUAUCACCCAAAAAAAAGCAGAGAAAUGGAGGCAUGCGAAAUUCACCCAACUCCUCACCCAAACUGAUGAGGCAUGACCCCUUGUUAAUUCCUGGCAACGAGCAGAUUGACAAUAUGGAUGCCAACGUGAAAAAAUACGACUCUACAGGGAUGUUUCAUUGGUGUCCAGCCAAAGACAUUGAAAAGGUCAUUUUGACUCGAAGUGAAGCAGCGAUGACAGUUUUAAGUGGGCAUGUAGUCGUUUGCAUAUUUGGGGAUGUUAAAUCUGCUUUGAUUGGAUUAAGAAAUUUAGUGAUGCCAUUACGAGCCAGCAACUUUCACUACCAUGAACUCAAGCACAUUGUGUUUGUGGGUUCACUUGAAUACCUGAGAAGGGAAUGGGAGACACUGCAUAACUUCCCCAAGGUUUCAAUCUUGCCUGGUACGCCAUUAAGUCGGGCUGAUUUAAGGGCUGUCAACAUCAACCUCUGCGACAUGUGCGUUAUCCUGUCAGCCAAUCAGAAUAAUAUUGAUGAUGCUUCGCUGCAGGACAAGGAAUGCAUCUUGGCGUCACUCAACAUCAAAUCUAUGCAGUUUGAUGACAGCAUUGGGGUCUUGCAGGCUAAUUCCCAAGGCUUUACACCCCCUGGGAUGGAUAGGACAUCUCCAGACAACAGUCCAGUCCAUGGCCUUUUACGUCAACCCUCCAUUACAACAGGAGCCAACAUCCCUAUUAUAACAGAGCUAGCUAAGCCUGGCAAACUUCUGCCUUUGGUUUCAAUCAGUCAGGAAAAAAACAGUGGAACCCACAUUCUAAUGAUAACUGAACUGGUAAAUGAUUCAAAUGUUCAGUUCCUGGACCAAGAUGAUGAUGAUGAUCCCGACACAGAGCUGUACCUCACGCAGCCCUUUGCAUGCGGAACUGCAUUUGCUGUCAGCGUGCUGGACUCUCUCAUGAGCGCAACAUACUUCAAUGACAAUAUCCUCACACUGAUACGGACAUUGGUAACAGGAGGAGCCACACCAGAGCUGGAAGCACUGAUUGCUGAGGAGAAUGCAUUGAGAGGAGGUUACAGCACGCCCCAGACACUUGCAAACAGGGACAGGUGUCGAGUUGCUCAGUUGGCUUUGUAUGAUGGGCCAUUUGCAGACCUAGGGGAUGGAGGUUGUUAUGGAGAUCUAUUUUGUAAAGCCCUGAAAACAUACAAUAUGCUUUGCUUUGGAAUUUAUCGAUUAAGGGAUGCACAUCUAAGUACUCCCAGCCAAUGCACUAAACGUUAUGUUAUCACAAACCCACCGUAUGAAUUUGAGCUUGUGCCGACGGACUUGAUCUUCUGUUUGAUGCAAUUUGACCACAACGCUGGCCAGUCCCGAGCCAGCCUUUCUCAUUCCUCCCACUCCUCCUAUUCCUCCAGCAAGAAGAGCUCAUCAGUUCACUCUAUCCCAUCGACAGCAAACCGCCCCAACCGCAGCAAGACCAGGGAUUCCCGGGACAAACAGAAUGCAACAAGGAUGAAUAGAAUGGGCCAAGCAGAAAAGAAAUGGUUUACAGAUGAGCCGGAUAAUGCCUAUCCCAGAAACAUUCAAAUCAAGCCCAUGAGCACUCACAUGGCCAAUCAGAUCAAUCAAUAUAAAUCGACAAGCAGCUUGAUACCACCAAUACGAGAAGUUGAAGAUGAAUGUUGACUCCUUCGAAGCCAGAACUAUUUUUUUAAAGCCUGACAAACUUCAUGAAUGGUGAUGUGACAUUUAUUCCUCUUACUUGCUGAACCACUGAUGGAGAAGUUAAGAAGGGCACGCUUAAUGGGAGAAUAAAGUAGACAGAUCUUUGUUUGUCUGCCUUUAAUAUUGCUUCCACGUAUUUUGGAAACUCUUUCAUUUAUAAAUGAACAUAAUCCAAACAAGUCAUGUAUAGCCUCUAGCAUUUUAAAUUAUUUUUAUUUAUUAGAAAAAAUAUAUUUUUCUUUUUCUUUUUUCAUUGUUACGUAUUUUCCCUUUAAAAAAUGGCAUAUGUGGCCAGACUCCUAAGAAUUAAAAAAAACACCAAACCAAUAAACCCUCAGUCUUUGGCAUAAAGGAGAAUGAUGGUCACAGUUAUAAGGAUAUGUAAUUAAGGGAGACAAAUUAUAUAUUUGCAAAAAGGAAAAAAAAGGUCCAAUGUGUAUUUUAGUAAAUCAAAAAAAAAAAAAAAGAAGAAAAAAAUCUACACUUCACCAAAAUGUUUCUUUAUCAGAAGAUGUGUAUUUUGUUCAGCAUUGACACCAGCUCUUAAUAAAUUGAACUUAUUUAUUUUCAGAGUUGAAAGUCAUAUUUUUGUACAUGUAACAUUCUUCUGAAAUAUGCUUUGUUUCAUUGACAUCUGCAGAUCACUGACUGCCAGUUCUGUGAAGGUGCAGUUCCCCCCAGUGCCCCCUGCCCUUCCCACACACAGAAACCCUGGGGAAGGCGUGUGACACAGCACAGGGAAUGUCACCCCCCAGCCCAGGGACACGGACACGAGGGGCACUUGCAGGAAGUGGCAAAUCUGGCAAUUGCCCUUCACUUCCCAUUAGCCAUCAGCAGUUGUUAAUUUCAGGAAGGCAAGCUUGGCAAUUCUUCUUCUUUUGCUAUGUAUUACAGUGCUUUAAUCCAGAGUGCAUAAAACUGUGCAUGGAAGCACAAAUUCUAAACCAUCUCAUCCACCACAUUUUGUUGCUUCCUCACUUCAGAAGUGCUGACGGCCUUUUGUUGGUCUGGGAUGGUACAAAUUCUUCCUGGUAUGUGUAGAGAUUUAGCUCCAGAUCCUUGCACUUUGGUGAAAGCUUAUACCCUGGCCGAGGGUACACUGAAUCUCCUUUUGGUGACUUCAGAUCGAGAUAAAAACUGGUUUAGUCUCAGCUCUACAAUGUCAAAACAUGCUGUCCUCGGUUAGUUCCUGCAAUAAGCAGCAUCUUAUUUUAGCAGUUGUUUUUCUGGUUGGGAUUUGUUUUGUUUGCUUUUUUCCUUUUAUUUAUUUUUACUUUGCUGGGACACCACACACAAAAAUCCAGUAAUAACCAAAUCAAAAUAAUAAAAGUGAUGAAUGUAUUUAUUGUGAUAACAUGCAAAAGGCCUUUGAUAGGUGCCUUUUGUGUCAGCAGUUUCACAAAGUUGCCAACAAGCUUUAUAGCCAUCAGACAAAAAUGUGAUGUUUCAUAUCUGUGCUGCAGUAUCUACCCACCCAAGCAUUUAUGUUCUAAAUGAUUUAGUAACUCUCUCUAUCUCAAAGAAGCAACAUCUGACACAAUUGCGUGAAAAAAAAAUAAAAAAGGAAAGGCUCUACUAAUAUAGAAACAAAAACCAAAACCACAAAACCAGAGUCAUCAGGAAAAUCAGCAGAUUUUCAUUGUGCAAGUUAACUUUAGGCUUUGUAAUUUUGCAGAACUGUUAAACACCACAAUUAAACAUACCGUGGUAUUUUUAUCAUUAGAGAAAUAUCAGUGAAUCAAACAAAUACAAAGCAGAUGAUGAAUUUAUUGUGAAAACAAUGAUGUCCACUAUAUAAUCCAACAUUUAAGCCAAACUAUCUCAGCUUUAAUGUUUGUCCACUGGCUGCAGUACAAGUAUAACCAUACUAACACCUAAUAGGCUUUAUUCUGGAGUGACUUCUUGGACUGUGACUAUUUUGUUGUUACAUUUUGUAGAAUAGCUGUUCAAAGACAAUAACGAGAAUUGUUAAUACAGUAUCUGUAAAAUUGGACUGUUUAAAAUACUUCACUCUCCUACAGAGUAACAAAACAAUAGAAGCAGUUUUUCAUUAUUAUUAUUUAGAUCCAUGUUUAAUGCAUUUCACAGUCCCCAAAAGAGAAGAUAAUUCCAGUGAGUUCUUCCGACAUAUGCUGCUUCAGCUAGUGACACGUUAUAAUUUACAUCCAGUUCUGCAUUGGGUCAUGUUAAGCCUUUUCUUGGAAGUCAGUGCUCCUUUUUCAUUUAUGAACUGCAUUUGUAUUACAACCAGAAUGAAAAAAGCUGGUCCUGAGUAGAGGAGAAUUGGAGAAACUUGUGCCACACCUCACCAAAUACAUAUGAAUUUUAAUUUUUUUUCUUCAGAAGACUGGUAUUUCCUAUAGGGGCAUAGAACAUUAUAUCUUAUACCUUAUCAUAUUCACCCCUACACAGCUAAGGUUUGUGUGUGUCUCUGUCCAGUUUAGCUGUCACACCCCAAACCCCCAUGCUACUAUCUGUGUGUAAAUAAGGGACAAGAGAACACACUGACAAGCUCUUCUGGCACAGAUGGCUGCAUGUGCAAUGUUUGGUACAACACCCACAGAGAGCAAACAGGACAGAGAGAAACAGGUAGAGUUAUGGCUCUAUGUUUCCCUUUUAUAGAAAAGCCAAAAUCAAUGUUAUUUUAUUACUCCUGUUUUUGAUAAUUGGAGAUGCAGGACUGAUGUUUGGAAAUUAGGUGGAGGAACAGAUAUAAAACCUGUUGGGAAUCUUCAAUCCAGCCACUGAAAAUUAUGAUAAGGCCAGCCCCAAUAAAUGGAUAUUUGAAGUUACAUCAAAGCUGGUAAAAGGCUGGGAAAGGGACAUGAGUGACAGCUGACAGACCACAUGAUGACUGUAAUAGAAAUAAGUUCUUGGUCUUUAUCAAUAAUUUUUACUCCUUCCUCAGAAGGCAAAAAGGAAAAAAAAAAUGGGGUGGGGUGGAUUUCUAGCUUUUUUUUUUUUAUUUUUUUCAUUGAUUGCAUGCAGUGCUGAUACAGGCUGUAGAAUGUUUUUUGGUAACUCAUGUGUUGGAUAAAUAGUGUGUCUGUGUGUGUCUGUUUGCAUGUAUGCAUGUCCACACAUGCACACACACAUAUAUGUGGGUGUGCACAUACACACAGCUGUAUUUUUGGGUACAUACACACACAUAUGUAUGGGGGUAUGCAUGUAUUUGAUAGAGUCAUCACAAGGUGGUAUCUUCAUUUUUAUUUUCCAUGAACUGGGGUGAAGAAAGACAGAAAACAGAAGAAAGGAUGUGACUUACAGGGUAGCCCAUGUAAGAGUUGUUUCUGCUGUUUCCACCUGGUUUGACCAAAGCUCAGCCAUCCUGGUUAUUUUUAUGAGAGAUGCACUGAUGCUUGACAUUCUGACAUGGCCAGAAUGUCUGCUGGCUCUCUCUGUUUCGUGGCUAUUAUUUUAGUUUGUCUCCUAAAGCCCAUGAGCACUAAGACAAAAGGAUAAAACUGUCCUCUGACAGAUGUGGUGGCAAAUGCCAAGCACAGCAAAAGUUAAGAUGUAAAGAAAAGAAGGCACUCAUAAUCUAACUGCAAAUUUUAACAUUUCCAUAUAUGAUUAUGCAGUUCCUUCUAAAAUUAGAAGUAUGUGAUGUAUUUGUUAAUAGGGAGAAAAUAAGAUGAAAACAUUUCCUUGUACUUUUUUAAAGCAUUCUAAACCUAUCACUGACAUUUUAACACCUUGCCUCUCAAAUCAGCUUCGAUGGCCCAAGAGCAGGGAAUACAUGGGACAGAAAGUACAAACCUUGAUCUGGGCCAGGAAUGGUCAGCUGGAUGUGAAAAGAUCUGAAUGGCCUCAGCCAAAGGUGGGAAAGGGCAAAUGCAGUUUGCAAGCACAGUACAGGAGACACUGCAAAAGCAUCAGCCUUUUAUUUACAUUGUUGGGUGCUGGAGGAUGAGGAUGGCUAUUUUUGGCCUGUGAAAAAAAGAUUUUGCAUUUCUUGAACUCUUCAUGUAGCAGAAGGAGAAAGUACAAUAGUGAGUUCUCAUUCAGGUGUUGUUGGGGUGCAUGUGUCUAAACUACAGCUGACAACUACUGCAAUAAUUGGUUGCACAAACUGAUGCAUAAACAUACAUGACCAAGAAAAAGCAAUAAUUUUCAAACUUAACAAAAACACAAUAACUUGUGUUUUUACUGUUUGACCACUCACUGGCCAAUCCUUAAAAAUUUUAGUAACUGCCCUGGAGUAGCUGACUCACAUGGGCUCAAACUGAAACACAGAGCAGGUGCUUAAAUGGUUUUAAGGAGUGGAUUCCAAAGGGCUCCUGGAUGCCAAUGAAUUUGAAAUGAACACAUAUUGAGGUCAAUGUGUGUGUGUGUGUGUGUUUUGUUUUUACAGCUGUUAUCAUUGUGAAUUUCUUUAGCACCAGAAGAAGUGUGUGUCUCACCUUUCAUUUCUAGUUUUGAAUGUGCUUUAACAAAAUAACCAAGUGUGUGAAAGGUGAUGAACAGGAAAAAGUGAAAACAGAAAUCUGUUCCCAAUGUUACAGUGGAUUAGCCUGGGAAUAUCUGUCAAAGUCAAUG